AUGGACGCGUGGCUGAAGCGCAGCAGCAAUUCUUUGGAAAACAUGGAGGGACAUGUGGCCAAGAAGGCCAAACCAGAGCCGGCAAAAUUCCGGCUGUAUCUUGAAGAUUAUGUUUUAUUUGGAUUUACUUCCACGAGUUGCAACCCACCCAAGGCACUGUGUUUUUUCUGUGGGGAGAAAUUAGCUAACAGUAGCAUGAAGCCAGCACAUCUGCAGCGCCAUCUUACGACAAAACAUGGAUGUCAUGUUGGUAAGCCACCGGAUUUUUUUAAGAGGAAACUGUCUGAAUUCAGAUCAUCUCAAGACACGAUGCGGAAGGCCUCCACAACAUCAGCCAAAGCCCUGGAGGCGUCUUAUGCAGUGGCUUUGCUCGUAGCUAAAGCCAAGAAGCCAUUCACCAUCGCUGAAGAUCUCCUCCUUCCCGCGGCUGUAGUGCUGGCUGAGACGAUGCUGGACAAACGCGCAGCAGAGACAUUAAAGACCGUGCCUUUGUCAAACGACACUAUUUGCCGCAGAAUCGAGAAAAUGGGGACAGACAUUGUCGAGCAAGUUGUGGGAAAACUUAGCGACUCCUUUUCACUCCAGCUGGAUGAGUCCACAGAUGUCAGUGGAAAUGCACAACUUGUUGCUUUUGUGAGGUACGUUGAUACUGAUGACAUUUAUGAGCACAUACUAUUCUGCAAAAGCUUGGAAGGGAAAACAACAGGAGAGGACAUAUUUAAUGUUGUCAAUGGCGCUUUCUGUGAAUAUGGUUUGAGCUGGAAAUCCUGCAGCAGCAUCUGUACAGACGCGGCAGCAUCAAUGACGGGCCGCGCGAAAGGGCUGAUAGCGCGCAUUAAAAAAGAAAACCCCGACGUGAUGUGGACUCACUGUGUCAUACACAGGGAAGCAUUGGCAUCCAAGAAAAUGAGCCCUGUGUUACAUGACGUUUUGAACAGCAGCAUCAAAGUGAUCAACUUCAUUAAGUCAAGGCCACUUAAUGCGCGCCUGUUUUCCCGCCUCUGUGAAAAUAUGGGAGCUGAACACACACAACUGUUGCUGCACACAGAAGUGCGCUGGCUCUCUCGAGGGAAAAUACUCAACCGGCUGUUGGAAUUAAGAUCCGAAGUGCACGCCUUUCUGACUGAGCACAGAUCUCCCCAUGCCACCUUGUUCCAGGACACAGAUUGGCUUGCAAAGCUGUGUUAUCUGGCAGAUAUAUUCAGCAAACUGAACGAACUGAAUACAUCUCUGCAGGGCAAGAACUCCAGCAUUUUAAACCUGUAUGACAAGGUGGGUGGCUUCCUGAAGAAAGCAGAACUGUGGAGGAGGGCCUGUGCACAGGAGGAUUUCACCUGCUUUCCUCAGCUGGAUGAUUUUCUCUCUAGUGAGGAUGUGGACAGAGCACAGGUCAAGUUGAUCAUCGUGGAACAUUUGACCAAGUUGAUUCAGGAUUUUCAUUCCUAUUUUCCUGACAUGGAGGAGAAAUCUGCACAGCUGGAUUGGGUGAGAAACCCAUUUCUCUUGUCUGAAGCGAACCGAAGAAAGCUCCCUGUCACCUAUCAGGAAAAACUCUUGGAAGUGUCAUCUGACCGUGGCCUCCAGAUGAAAUUUUCCAUGUGCACUCUUUCACAGUUUUGGGUGUAUGUGAAGCAGGAGCACCAUGACAUGGGACAGAAAGCUUUGGAGCAGCUACUACCCUUUGCCUCCACAUAUUUAUGUGAGGCCUCCUUCUCUGCAAUGACACUGAUCAAGACAAAGCAGAGAAGCAGACUGUGUCUAGAAAAGUGCUUGAUCACAGCAGUUGCCUCCCUGCCACCAAGGAUGAAAAAGAUCAUCAGUGAAGCACAAGCCCAAGUGUCUCACUAA
Nothobranchius furzeri (turquoise killifish) is the source of this 1848-nucleotide messenger RNA. Lineage: Eukaryota; Metazoa; Chordata; Actinopteri; Cyprinodontiformes; Nothobranchiidae. The record is from RefSeq and is a predicted model, not a curated record.